Molecule: messenger RNA, 3366 nt
Organism: Sinocyclocheilus rhinocerous
Lineage: Eukaryota; Metazoa; Chordata; Actinopteri; Cypriniformes; Cyprinidae
Product: DNA topoisomerase 3-alpha-like
Exons: 19
Coding region: 292-3309 (1005 amino acids)
Biological process (GO): DNA repair; DNA topological change; DNA recombination
Cellular component (GO): nucleus; chromosome; RecQ family helicase-topoisomerase III complex
Molecular function (GO): zinc ion binding; DNA binding; DNA topoisomerase type I (single strand cut, ATP-independent) activity
Source: RefSeq, a predicted model, not a curated record
AUACACAACACAGCAACCAGAUUCUAGCACAUUGCUUUACGGUAUUUUUACGACAAUUCUCAUCAGGCGCCGGAAUUGGAAGUUUUUACAGAGAGUUUAUUCAUCUGCUGUGUUCGCACUUAAUUUAAAACAUUUACAGAGCGUUUUUUCAAAGACAUUACGUUUACGCUGAUAUGUUUUAUCUCAGUUAACUUAUAGGUUGUCAGAGUUUUAUGCUGUUUAACAAGCUGUUAUUUUUAUGUAAUGUCCGGGGUGUAACUUACAGUGAUCAUGCGCCGCUAGAUCACAGUUAUGAACGUUUUGUUUAGAUCACUAAGAGUGAUUGGCAGUCGAUUUUAUAGGCAAAUAUCUGUAAACAUGAUAAGGCGCACUCAGAUUAAGAAAGUGCUUUGUGUUGCUGAGAAAAACGAUGCAGCUAAGGGCAUAGCAGAGAUCAUGUCAAAUGGGAGGUCGAGAAGAAGAGAAGGCUACUCUGUUUACAACAAAAUAUAUGAGUACGAAUACAACCUGUUUGGUCAAAAUGUAGCUGUAUGCAUGACAUCUGUAUCAGGACAUCUCUUGAGUCUUGAAUUCAAAGCUCCUUUUCAGAAAUGGCAUAGUUGUAAUCCAGUCCUGUUGUUUGAUGCUGAGGUGGAGAAGUACUGCCCUGAGAACUUUAUACCGAUCAAAAGGACUUUGGAGAGAGAGGUGAGACAGUGUCAAGCUCUGGUCAUUUGGACUGAUUGUGACAGAGAAGGAGAAAAUAUCGGCUUUGAGAUCAUUGAUGUUUGCAAAGCAGUGAAGCCAAACAUUCAGGUCUUCCGUGCACGGUUCUCUGAGAUCACCCCAAACUCCAUAAGGAGAGCCUGUGAGACCCUUACUGAGCCGGAUAUCAACAUCAGUGAUGCGGUGGAUGUGAGACAGGAGCUGGAUCUCCGCAUCGGCGCAUCAUUUACCAGGUUCCAGACAUUACGCUUGCAGAAGAUAUUCCCAGAAUCUCUCUCAGAUCAGCUCAUCAGUUAUGGCAGUUGUCAGUUCCCGACCCUUGGCUUUGUGGUAGAACGGUUUAAAGCCAUUCAAGCCUUCGUCCCUGAAACUUUCUUUAAAAUCAAAGUUGUCCAUGAGCCUAAUGAAGAGGAAUCGGUUGAAUUCAGCUGGAAAAGACAUCGUCUUUUCAGUCACACAGCAUGCCUUGUGUUGUAUCAGAUGUGCAUGGAGGAUCCCAUGGCAAAAGUUAUAUCUGUAACAAGUAAACCAAAAAGCAAAUGGCGACCUUUACCCCUUGACACUGUGGAACUUGAAAAACUGGCUUCAAGAAAACUGAGGAUAAGUGCCAAAGAAACCAUGAAAAUCGCAGAAAAGCUGUACACUCAAGGGUUUAUCAGUUAUCCUCGAACUGAGACCAACAUGUUUCCACAAAACCUGAACCUAACCAUGCUGGUUGAGCAACAGACACAAGACAACGAAUGGGGAAAUUUUGCUCAGCGCAUUUUGGAAAGCGGUGGGCCCACACCUCGAAAUGGAAACAAAUCAGAUAAGGCCCAUCCCCCCAUUCACCCCACCAAAUACACCAACAGUUUACAGGGAAAUGAAAAGCGGCUGUAUGAGUUCAUUGUACGUCACUUCCUGGCCUGUUGUUCCAAAGAUGCUCAGGGUCAAGAGGUGACGGUCGAGAUUGAAAUAGCUGAAGAGAGAUUCUCUGCUAGUGGAUUGACGAUCAUUGCUCGCAAUUAUUUGGAAGUGUACCCUUAUGACAAGUGGUACAAUAAGGUUAUUCCAUUAUAUACGGCUGACACCAUGUUCCAGCCCACAGCGAUUGAGAUGGUGGAAGGACAGACCAGUCCACCACAGCUUCUGACAGAGGCCGACUUGAUAUCGCUAAUGGAGAAACAUGGCAUUGGUACUGAUGCAACACAUGCUGAACACAUUGAGACCAUAAAGAGUCGCAUGUAUGUGGGGUUGACGGCUGACCAGAGGUUCCUUCCUGGAGAACUUGGCAUGGGUCUCGUUGAAGGGUAUAACUCAAUGGGGUAUGAGAUGUCUAAACCAGACCUGAGAGCGGAGCUGGAGGCGGACCUUAAACUUGUGUCAGAGGGCAGAAAGGACAAAGCUUCUGUCCUCAGUUAUCACGUGGCAAAAUACAAGGCUGUUUUUAUUGAGUCUGUGAGGAAGGCAAAAAAAUUGGAUGAGGCUUUGUCAAAUUAUCUCGGCCCUGCUCAGGAGAUUACCGAACAGGAGCAAGGAGAAAUGGAGAUACCAUUACCAGUGCGAAAGUGUCCUCAGUGUAACCGUGACAUGGUGCUGAAGAAGAAGAAAGACGGCACAGGGAUGUUUCUUUCAUGUAUGGGAUAUCCAGCUUGUAAAGCAGCCGUGUGGUUUCCAGACACAGUUCUGGAGGUCAGCAGAGACGAAAGCGUCUGUCCAACUUGCCGUCCACAUCCAGUGCAUAUGCUGAAGUUUAAAUUCAAGAGGGGAAGUUUGCCACCUAUGAUGCCCCUUGAAUUUGUUGGAUGCAUCGGCGGAUGUGAUGAGACUCUCAGAGAGGUCUUAAACUUGAAAUAUAUCCGAAGAGGAGAAGCAGAAUCUGGCUCUCGGACACAUACCAGCUCUGGAUCAAAUCAGCAUCAUGUACCUAGAACCACCUCAGCACCUCCAUCCAGGGUGGAGAAUGUUAGACCUCCAGCACCCAGAGCCAACGGCAGCCGCCCCCCAGCCAGUCUGCCACCUCCACGGGCAGCACAACCACCAGCUUCAGCCCAGGGCGGUGCCAUUGUGUGUAACUGUGGUCAGGAUGCCAUUCUUCUCACUGUUCGCAAAGAGGGUCCCAAUCAAGGCCGUCAGUUCUACAAGUGCAACACAGGAGACUGUAAGUUCUUCCUGUGGGCUGAUCAGCCGGCUGAGCAGGCACCGCCCGGAGGGAGCAGAGGACCCCUGGGUCAGAAUUCUCAACCUCCCAGGCCCUCAACUGGCUUUGGGAAUGUACCUCAGCAGAGGCAAAACAACAGAGGAGAGGGAGGUGAUGAUGGUGAAACUAUGUGUAACUGUAAUGAGCCUGCAGUGACCAGGACCGUCAUGAAAGAUGGACCAAACAAGGGACGAAUGUUCCACACCUGUGGGAAACCACGUGAUCAGCAGUGUGGGUUCUUCCAGUGGGCGAACGAAAAUGUGGCUCCAGCCACAGAUUUCUCUGGAGGAAAUGGUGCCAGACAUCCUGGGAACAAAAAGGCCAGCACUACCUCAAACAAGCCUCCCACUGCCAAAAGGCCGAGAACCUGUGGAAUAUGUCAUGAGCCGGGUCACACACGGGUCACCUGUCCACAGGGAACAUGAAAAUAAAUGGUUCAUGCGAUUUUUGUCAAAUGAAAAAUAUGUAUGUAAAUGAAAUCA